Molecule: messenger RNA, 3243 nt
Organism: Boeremia exigua
Lineage: Eukaryota; Fungi; Ascomycota; Dothideomycetes; Pleosporales; Didymellaceae
Product: heat shock protein-like protein
Exons: 1
Coding region: 264-3023 (919 amino acids)
Biological process (GO): cellular response to heat
Cellular component (GO): cytoplasm; cytosol
Molecular function (GO): ATP hydrolysis activity; ATP binding
Source: RefSeq, a predicted model, not a curated record
CUGCGGAAGGCACCACCACGUUCGAGACAAGGCAGGAACACUCGUGAUGCUGCUGGCCUUCAAUGGUUACUUCUCGCGACAGGACCUUGCAAGUAUAUAACAAUCGAGCAUCUCCUAGCUCCAGUCCCAUCAUCAGAAUUCACAAAGAUUACAACCACAGCCCACUUGCAUAGUGCUCAAGACAUUACUCACUAGAGAUUCACACCACUCGAUACCCCGCUGGCUUAUACGCCAUACAACCAAGGCUCUAGCCGCACACCACAAUGACUUCUUUCGACGCCUACACAGACCGCGCCGCAAAAGCUCUGGGAGACAGCUUCGAGCUGGCCAAGGACUAUGCGCACUCACAGCUCACCCCACUUCAUCUUGCGGUCUCGCUAAUAGAUCCGCCAAAAGAUCAAGCCAACCAGGUCGACAUACCACCACCACCGCUGUUCAAACAAGUCAUUGAACGCGCCAAUGGCGAUGCACAACUCUUCGAACGCGCUCUCAAGAAGGCCCUGGUACGAUUACCAAGCCAGGACCCUCCGCCAGAGCGCACGUCGCCCUCACCGAAGAUGGCGGAGAUCCUCCGAAAAGCAGAAGAGCUCAGUCGAACACAGAAGGACAGCUUCAUUGCCGUCGACCAUCUCAUCCAGUCGCUCUGCAAAGAUGCUUCGAUCCAACGAUGUCUCGCCGACGCGAAUGUUCCGAAUGCGAAGCAAAUUGACAACGCCAUCCAGGCGCUACGAGGCACCAAGCGAGUCGAUUCAAAGACGGCUGAUGCGGAGCAGGAUAAUGAGAACUUGAAGAAGUUUACCAUCGACAUGACUGCUAUGGCACGGGAAGGAAAGAUCGACCCAGUCAUUGGCCGUGAAGAAGAGAUUCGACGAGUCAUCCGCAUUCUGUCACGACGAACAAAGAACAACCCUGUUCUGAUCGGAGAGCCUGGUGUCGGUAAGACUACAGUCGUUGAGGGUCUUGCCCGCCGUAUCGUCGACGCAGAUGUGCCCGCCAAUCUUGCAGCCUGCAAGUUGCUCUCCCUGGAUGUUGGUGCUCUCGUUGCUGGCAGCAAGUACCGCGGAGAAUUCGAAGAGCGUAUGAAGGGCGUCUUGAAGGAGAUUGAAGAGUCCAAGGAGAUGAUAGUAUUGUUCGUGGACGAAAUACAUCUGCUUAUGGGUGCUGGUUCUUCUGGCGAAGGUGGCAUGGACGCUGCCAACUUGCUCAAGCCUAUGCUCGCCCGUGGACAGCUGCACUGUAUUGGUGCAACCACCCUUGCCGAAUACCGCAAGUACAUCGAGAAGGAUCAAGCUUUCGAACGUCGUUUCCAGCAGGUCCUGGUCAAGGAGCCUUCGGUUCCAGAGACCAUCUCCAUUCUGCGUGGUCUGAAGGAGAAGUACGAGACUCAUCACGGUGUCACCAUCAUGGACGGCGCCAUUGUCGCUGCUGCCACGCUCGCUGCUCGCUAUCUGACACAACGUCGCCUUCCAGACUCUGCCGUCGAUCUAGUUGAUGAGGCAGCAGCAGCUGUGCGUGUCACUCGAGAGUCACAGCCCGAAGCACUCGAUAACCUUGAACGCCGCCACCGUCAACUACAGAUCGAGAUUCAUGCUCUCUCUCGUGAGAAGGAUGAGGCAUCGAUCCAGCGUCUCAAGGAAGCUCGCGCCGAGGCGGCCAACAUUGAAGAAGAUCUCAAGCCUCUCCGCGACAUGUAUGAGCGCGAGAAGGGCCGCAGCCGCGAGAUUCAGGACCAGAAGGUCAAGCUUGAUGGUCUCAAGAACAAGCUUGCUGAGGCUGACCGAAUGCGCGACAUUCAGACUGCUUCAGACUUGAAGUACUACGCCAUUCCUGAUGUUGAGAGUCGUAUUACGGAGCUCGAGAAACAGAAGGCCCAAGCAGACGCCGAGAUGUGGGCUCACAAGGAUGGUGACGGCCAUGCUUUGCUCAGCGACUCUGUCGGGCCCGAUCAGAUCAACGAGAUUGUCGCUCGGUGGACAGGCAUUCCUGUCACUCGGCUCAGGACAACUGAGAAGGAGAAGCUACUUCAUAUGGAGCGUCACCUCAAUACUACAGUUGUCGGACAGAAGGAGGCUGUCACUGCAGUUUCCAACGCCAUUCGUCUGCAGCGUUCCGGUCUUGCCAACCCCAAUCAACCACCUAGUUUCCUCUUCUGUGGUCCGUCUGGUACCGGUAAGACAUUACUCACUAAGGCUCUUGCCGAGUUCCUCUUCGACGACCCAAAGUCGAUGAUCCGUUUCGACAUGUCUGAGUACCAGGAGCGACAUUCCCUUAGCCGAAUGAUUGGCGCGCCUCCUGGCUACGUUGGUCAUGAUGCUGGAGGUCAGCUUACCGAGGCCCUCCGACGCAAGCCUUUCUCAAUUCUGCUCUUUGAUGAGGUUGAGAAGGCUGCCAAGGAGGUUCUGACUGUACUCUUACAGCUUAUGGAUGACGGACGUAUCACCGACGGGCAAGGUCGCGUCAUCGAUGCGAAGAACUGCAUUGUCGUCAUGACCUCUAACUUGGGUGCCGAGCACCUUGCUCGCCCGAACAAUCCCGAUGGUAGGAUCGACCCCACCACUAGGGAGCUGGUCAUGGGCGCAUUGCGAAGCUGGUUUCUUCCCGAGUUCCUCAACCGUAUUUCCAGCAUCGUCAUCUUUAAUCGUCUUACUAAGAGAGAGAUCCGCAAGAUUGUCGAUGUGCGUAUGGGAGAAAUCCAGAAGCGACUUUCGUCCAACGGGCGGAAUGUCCGCAUCGCCUUGUCACCGGAAGUCAGCGAUUAUCUUGGUUCGGCUGGUUACUCGCCUGCCUAUGGUGCACGCCCGUUGGCCCGCCUUAUUGAGAAGGAAGUUCUCAACCGACUUGCGGUGCUCAUCUUGCGUGGCGCCGUUAAGGAUGGAGAAGUUGCACGUGUUGAAUUGGACGAUGGACACAUUGUCGUCGUGCCUAAUCAUACUGACAGCGAAGAGGAUUCGGAGAUGUACGACGAGUCUGACGCUGUAGCUGAACUGGAAGACGAGGAUGGCGGCAUGGACCUUUACGACUAGAUGUCGCCUACGGUUGGAUGUCACAACAGAGGUGUGGCUUGAUAGAAUCACGAUUGACGAAAGCCGGUAAAGCAUAGGUGUUACGGCGUAUGGGAGUACAUGUUUGGAUUAGACUUGCACCUGUUUCACAAGGUGCGAUUCAUGUGUAGUUUGAAGAGUAUAUAGUACCGCAUUGACCAACUGGGCUUUUAGUAUAGUUAUUCAAUCCAAGAUGGAUAAA